UUAAAAAAAGAACUAGAAAAAAUAAUAUGGAAAUACCUAAAUUUAGGAACACAAAAACGAUACAGAUAACAUACCCUGCCCCCUAUUUGCAAUCUUGGAACUCUGAUGUUGCACCAAUUUUGAAGAAACACAGCCCUAUAAGGACCUGCAGACUCUUCCACGGUCCAAGAAGACCCGUUAGCACUCCAAAAAUAAAAAGCCAAUCCUAUUCAGCUGUAAGAGGACCAGAUCCAACGGCACCACAUUUAAAAUAUGGCGUCUUUAGCAACAAACGGAUAAUUGCCAACAGAGCUGUGAUCCUACCAAAACUGAAGCAACCAACGCCUAACUCCAAACGCAAUAAUGCUCUAAAGAACAGGAUUUCCGAGAGUCUGAUCAGCCGUUAUAGCUUGCCACCAACCAUGAAAUCCCGAGGGUAUAAAAAUAGGCAGCUACAACCUCGAAUAAGAGAAUCUCCAGUCUUCGUCUUUCGCACAAUUGACAAGUCCUUCACCAGACAACUGUCUUUAUCAAAAAUGGUGCAUGUCGAUAUUAAACCUAAAAAAAAUAUAUCAGCACCGUCCAGUUUCUUACAAGCACCCAAUCAGAGAUUAGGUCCAAGAGCUAAAUCUCCUAGUCGUAAAGCUGUUGGAUAAAAUUCGUAGUUCAAUGUGAAGCUACUAUGCUAUUAUGUAAGAAAUCAAUUCGAACUCUUCGAACUAAGCUCCAUCGCUAUUCGACCGAGAUUGAGAAAGGAAGUAUGGGAGAGCCAUGCUUCGGCACAAAUGGGCCGGCUCUACCGAAAAGAUACAACGACCUCACAGAAAACCGACGUGAAACAACGCUUGCGUUGUGUUUCGUCGGGUAAGUGAGGUUACCGGAGCCUCAAAUCCUCCCCCUCUUCUUCAACCUCCCCAAUCGCUGAGUCUCCAACAAUCCUCAAAUUCCUAAUCUGUUAACGCACUUGUAACGCCUCUGGU
Molecule: messenger RNA, 959 nt
Organism: Spodoptera litura
Lineage: Eukaryota; Metazoa; Arthropoda; Insecta; Lepidoptera; Noctuidae
Source: RefSeq, a predicted model, not a curated record